AAUGAAUAUCAGCAACAGCCUUCCAUGGGAGAGAACAAAUCAGCUUCCAGUUGAGGAGGAAAUUAGGAAAAGACGAUGGAAAUGGAUAGAACAUACAUUACGGAAAUCACCAAACUGCAUCUCGAGGCAAUCCUUGACUUGGAAUCCUGAAGGAAAACGGAAAAGAAGAAGGCUAAAGAACACAUUACGUCAGGAAGUAGAAGCAGGUAUGAAAUGGAUGACUAACAACUGGAAAGAGUUAAAAAGGAUUGCCCAGGACAGGGUUGGAUGGAGAGUGCUGGUAGGUGGCCUUUACUGCUUAACAAGGGGUAAAAGGAGUAAGCAAGAUAGAACAUGAUCGGUUUCUAUUGCGCCCUGAGCGGAUUACUUUUUAUUGCCUUUUGG
Messenger RNA from Schistosoma curassoni, 384 nucleotides. NCBI's taxonomy places the organism in Eukaryota, Metazoa, Platyhelminthes, Trematoda, Strigeidida, Schistosomatidae. The record is from the annotation of a GenBank genome assembly.